Messenger RNA from Astyanax mexicanus (Mexican tetra), 7702 nucleotides. RefSeq names its product E2F transcription factor 1 (gene e2f1). Gene Ontology annotation, biological process: regulation of transcription by RNA polymerase II; G1/S transition of mitotic cell cycle. Gene Ontology annotation, molecular function: DNA-binding transcription factor activity, RNA polymerase II-specific; RNA polymerase II cis-regulatory region sequence-specific DNA binding; protein dimerization activity. Gene Ontology annotation, cellular component: Rb-E2F complex. Bases 1505 to 2797 code for a protein of 430 amino acids. NCBI's taxonomy places the organism in Eukaryota, Metazoa, Chordata, Actinopteri, Characiformes, Acestrorhamphidae. The record is from RefSeq and is a predicted model, not a curated record. The transcript has 7 exons.
CUCUCCAGAAGUGCCUGUUUCUGAGUUACAGGCGCGGCUGCCAAUCAGAGAGCAGAGGAACCGUGACGUGAAAAUUGUUCUCGUCCAAUAGUGUCGCCGCGAUUCGGCACGUGCCAGUUUUCGCGGCAAAAAAGAUUUGGCGCGUAAAUAAGCUAGAGCCGAUCAGCUGAGACAAAAACAACAAUAACAAAAAGGGAGAAACAGCGGAGCAGAUCGGUUCGGGGAGCGGACGGAGGCUCAGCGGCGGACCUGUGGGCACAAAGCGAGAGACUAUCGGGGGUUUAUUGUGGAUGUUUUCGCCUGGAGAGCGCGGCCGACAGGACAGUUGGAUUAUUUAGCUAGUUUUUGGACGGAGGAGCUUCCUGGACGGGUUUGUUUUGUUUCUGGCAGAAAGAGAAACCAAGGGCCGCAGAUAUUUUAAACUUUUACACUGAAAAGCCUCGCCUUGGUCACCUAUUAACUCAUAAUAGUAAAAAAACUCUUUAAAAUGUUUAAAUGUGUAGUUGCUUUAAAAAAAAGUUAAUCUAUAGUUUUUAGAUGCAUUUCUAUCAGCCAUCCAGCUUAAUAUAAAGCUGAACUUGACUGUUGCUGUAACAAUAUCGUAUAGAUCAGCUAACGUUCAUAUUAACUUAACUAGGUUAGUAGCUACAAUAGGCACUAGUAACUUUGUAUAUUCAUAUUUUCUGACUUUCCCUAUGUUUCCUAUGCUAUAUUUAUUAUUGUCCACUAUUACACUUUAAUAGCUUCUAAAUUAGCUUAUAACCUAGCUUGUAUAGUAACCUUCAUAUUUACAUUUCCCACUUUAUCACUUUAAUAGCUUCUUAACUAUAACUGUAGCUAAUAUAGCUAACUAUAGUAAUUUGUAUUCGUAUAUAUUUCCCCAUUUCCCCACUUAUAGCUUCUAUAUUUGCUAGCCAGUUAGCUUUGGGAGCAGAGUUGCAGCUGCUGGCCUUUCAGCUGUCUAGUCAUAGGGGACCAAAACAAAGGGCUGCUAGCACUCAACACUGACAAAUGCAGAUUUUCUGACUUUUAGAGCUGUAAUCCUACUUUAAAGUGUCAAAAACAGCCGUAAUGAUAUUUCCUUACAUUUGUAAUCAUAUUAGGCAACUUUCACUCCUCUGCUUUUUGUCAAACUUUGUACUUUGGCUGUAAGAGCCUUGACCUAGUUAUCUAAGUUAGCUAGUUAGCGUAGCUGUUUUGUUAGUUUAAUGAAUGAAAGCCUCUCAUAUUAAUGCAUUAACUUGCGUUAAAUCCGCAUAUUAAACUUAAAUAUCUCUAUAAGAAAUAUAUACAUAUGUCAGCCUUAAUAUAUGUAAUUAUAACAAGCCCUUAUAAACAUGGCUCCUCCAGCAGGACGGUAUUCUGGCUGCCCUCAGUGUAAUUUCACUCACAGCACACAGUUCAGGGCAGUCUCCUGAACUCUUUUCCACUGAAGGCCUGAAUCAGAGGGUGUUUUCGGAAACACAGCCUCAUUUAAAACGCGCACUCAGACAGACAGUCCAACAUGUCAAAGACCUUCAUAUCAGGCCACACGUCCGAGGACCUCCUGGCCGACUUCGAGUCGCUGCUGAACAGCGGGAGCAUCGACCUGAGCGCCGAGCACCAGAUAGUGAUCAUCUCCACCCCCGGCGGUGUGGAACUUCACCCGGCUGCCACCCACUCCGCGGGCGGGGACAUCCUGCUGUUCGCCACGCCGCAGACCACCCCGGCCCCCCUGGAAGAGAUCCGCAGACCCGCGCUGGGACGACCACCGGUGAAGAGGAAGUUGGAUUUGGACAGCGAUCACCAGUACCUCAGCAGUAAUGGACCACCGUCACAAAUUCCAGCCCCCCCAGCCACUCCCAUUCCCAGAGAAAAAUCUCGCUACGACACAUCACUGAACCUCACCACCAAGCGCUUUCUGGACCUGCUGGCCCAGUCUGCGGACGGGGUGGUGGACCUGAACUGGGCCUCACAGGUGUUGGAUGUCCAGAAGCGUCGAAUCUACGACAUCACCAAUGUGCUGGAGGGCAUCCACCUCAUCUCCAAGAAGUCGAAGAAUCACAUUCAGUGGCUGGGGAAUCGUAUUGACGGGGAAUCAGUGGCGCGAUAUCAGGAGCUGCAGAGGGAGGUUUCUGAACUGUCUGAAGCUGAAGAAAAGCUGGAUGAACUCCUCAACAAGUGCAGUCUCCAGCUCAGACUGCUGACAGAGGACUCCAGCAACAAGAAGCUGAGCUACGUGAGGUGUCAGGACCUGCGGAACACGGUGGACCCCCCAGAUCAAAUCGUCAUGGUGAUCAGAGCCCCUCCCGAGACUCAGAUGACCGUCACAGAGCCCACUGAGGGCUAUCAGAUCUCUCUAAAGAGCUCCAAUGGUCCCAUCGACGUCUUCCUGUGUCCAGAGGACAGUUCUGGGGUUUGUAGUCCUGUAACAGAUUGUAGUCCAGCCAAGUCGUCCAGUCCCAGCCCUCCUCAGACGUCCUCAACAGCAGCACAAGAUGCAGCAUCGACUCCGUCUACUCUGCCCAGCGCCUCGCCUCUUCCUCUGAGUGGAGAGACAGAGUCAUUCCUGGACCCCUUCUCUGGUAUUUGUGAGAUGCCUGAUUUCGAUCUUCCAGUGUUGGGUUCGUCGGACUUCUUACUGGAUCGGGCCACUUCUGGAGGUACAGGUGGGGACAGCUUUGGCCUGCCUAUAGACAGCUUCAUCAGCUUAUCUCCUCCCCACAGCCAGGACUACCACUUCGGACUGGAGGACCACGAGGGCAUCAGCGAACUCUUCGACUGCGACUUCGGCGACCUCGGCCCACUGGAAUUCUGAGAGUGGGUGAGGGAGAUAGAAAGACAGAAAAAAGAGAGAGAGAGAGAGAUGGUGCAGAUAAAGUCUCUUAGCACUCUUGUUCUUUCGCACCUGCUUUAGCAACUGCAUCCUUGCUGGAACUUUUGGAACAUCAGGCACUUUUUACAGAUAGGGCUGCACCAUAUGGACCAAAUUCCAUAUUGGGAUGUAUUGCAGUUAGGCCUGGGCGAUAUGAUAAAACUAUUAUAAUUAUUAUAUUAUAUUUAUCAUGAUACACAUGAUCUCAGUCAAAGUGCAUCAGUAGAUCUCGGCAGAUCUUUAAACUUCACUUUUAUUUAAAAUGUUCUGUCCUUCAUCCAAUUAUUCUGGACUUCAGUGGGUUCUGGGUUCAGUGUUCUUUAAGCAUUGAUUGUAUCUUUGAUAUGUUUAAAUGUUAAGAUUAAGAAUAUUUUUGAUACAAAAAAUGAAAAUGAAAAUAUCAAGAAAAACUAUAAAAUAUCGUCAUAUUGCCCAGCUCUAAUUGCAGUUAUAUUAUGUUACACUUAACAAGUGGUUCAAAACUAGCCUGACCACAAUGAUUUGGGUCCCAUUUAUGUCUUGACGGAUCAGAAUACUCACCGAAACACUUUUUUUUUCUGGAACUGUGAUUGGUCAAGACGUUCUCAGCCCAAAGGGACACAAUACACUGCAGUGAGAGACAGUUUAGAGGAUCCUUUGAUCAGAGCCUACUGCAGAGUCACAGUAAUGAUGUACCAAGUGAUACAUGAUCAUGCAGCCCUAUUGACUAAUCCAAGCAUGAUGCCUCUCUCUCAGUGAAGCAGAAGCAUUGUGGAGAUAUUUCUGUUUCUGAUUUCUCUACCUUCAGCACUUCCUGCUUCAUCAUGUUAAAAGGGCUACAGCUUCACGCUGUCUUACACAGAUUUUACCAGCACUUGGGCUGUCCUAAAGCUCCGCCUCCUUAAGCUUUAGGUGGCCAUUUAAUUUAUUUGUAAUAACUAUCUAUUACCUAAUCUUGUUUUUUUUUCUUCUUUUCUGUUUUAAUUGUCUUAAUUGUUUUAAUGCAGAUGUAAAGCCGAGGGUUUCUUUCGCUAAGUCGUGUAUUAUUUGCGUAGAGGUUUGAAUUGUAACUGACGAGGUUCGUGCGCUCAGGAGAAUAGACCAGUUGUAUGUUCAGGAGUUCAGGAAGGUUGUUUAUUUUUUUAGUUUAUUUGCAGUUGUGUAUUUGCAGCAUGUCUUUGGGGUGCAGUGACAGGACGUUGAUCGGGUAUGUAUGUGCAGCGCUGGAUAAUCAGUUAUCACUGGAAUUUGUAGUUCUUUUUAGACUUAUUUAUAGUAGUCAUUCACUGAAAAGAACUACAAAUUUCAGGUUAUUGUUGGCAUGAAUAGAUUGGGUCUUUAACAUGGUUAAAAGGGGUGCUCCAUCAGUUUGUUUUAUUCCUGCAUUAUUAAAUUAUUAUAGCGUAAAAUAAAAGAGGGUUUGGUGUACAUAAGAUGUAUUGUCCACUGGUGGGUUUAUAUAGUAUAUUAAAUAAUAUGAAAUAGGCAAUAGGUGUGCUGUAAUCAUGUGACCAAUGCCUGGUUCCAUUCAGCUCCACUAUAAGAAAUAUAUUACUAUGAAUUUAUUAAUAAUGGAAUCAUCCCACACCCAAACUACCACAUUGAAUGACUGUUUAUAUCUUAAAGACUUAAUUUUGCAGAAAUAAAAAAAUGGCAGAGUUCCCUCUUUAAAAGUACCAUUUGCCUUAUCCAGUAUUUAAUAAGAUUUUUUUUUCCUUCUUUAUUUUUUUUUAUCUUUACCCAUCUUUAGUCUCACAGACUAAAAAUCUCAUGCCUUUUAAUCUUCUGAUUCUUCUAAUUCCUGCUCAGUUUGCGUUUCAGAAAUAUUGCCUUUUAUCUCAGUACAGACAUGUCAGUUCUGGGUUGUUGUUUUUUUUUGUUUUUUUUUUUUGUUUGUUUUAUUGCUUACGAGUCAAACGCUCAAAGGUUUAAAAUGUUAAAAGUUUGCGCUCUACUAAUAUAUUGCACCGUUCACACUGUGGUGGGAGGUCAUCAUUCCUCAGUUUUAACCUUCCCUCCACUUUAAUCUCUUGCAAAUUUGGUUUUAAAUCCAGAUUUAAAGCCUUAUUUGCUGUGUACAGUCUUUAAUAAAUGUAUUUUAUUAUUGUUAUAUAUUUAUUCCAUUUGUUUUGGGGUACCAGAGUUGUGUAGACAAUGAAGUACUUGUUCUAAAUUGUCUCUCCUGUGAGAAUAGAGGUAUUUUAUUUGUAAUGGGAUUGGUUUCGCCCUUAUUUGUGCUUGUCCGGUAUUUUUUGUUUGUUUGUUUUUUUUGUUUUAAUUAUAUGUGCUAGAUCUCUUAUGCUAUCUUAUGCUGACAUGCUGAAAGGUAUGAUGGGAUAGCGGUGUGUAAAUUGAUCAUGAAGUGUUAUCCUAGGGGACCUCAGUGCUUAAGAACGCUCGUAUCUGUUGUGAGAUGAGGUGUUAUCAUGUGAGUGAGGUUGAACACUGGCCAGUGCUCAUGGCAAGGCCAGGGAAAUUAUAAAAUGAGAGUUGGAUUGAGGCCUGAUGUUUCUGAAGUUGGGCAGGCAUUUAACAUUUGUUUACAGUGUGAUUAUGAUCAUAACUUUUGGCAUGUCAGCGUAAGUAGCUCCUAAACCAACUGUCAUACCUCCAGCUUAUCUGAAGGGUAUUCGUCACUGUACAAUAUAUACCAAACUCCUGGUUUAUAUACAGUACAUAGAUGAAUUAUAAAACUUGGGACUAAAACAGGUCAAAUUGUCACUUUUAGAACUUGAAAAUGUGCCAAAAUGUACCAAAUGGGCCCAAUCUGCUACUUUUAAAGGUUGUAUAGUUUCGACAGUGUGUCUUACAGCAUAUAUGUUGAGCAGUUUUAGAAUAUUUGAUAAGCUAUUUGCUUCAAACGAGUAUGAACUGGUAAAGUUUCAUUUAGAGAGUACUCCUAAAUGGCAUUGCUACUCUAGUCUAAGCAUUGGUCCUGUUUUUUUUAGGAGGUACUAGAUUUGAUUCCAAGUGUACUCUCUAAAUGAAGAGUCUGUAUGGAAACUAGUCCAGGAUUUAAACCCCUGAACUGUUCUUUUGGAAGGCAGCUUAUCGUCACUGUCCAGCAAAAACCUUUUAUGUCCAUUUUACUGUCUAUUUUACUGUUUUUCACCUUUUACAUAAUCUGGUUCAUGUCCCUUGCAUUGUUUUGAAAUGCCAUAAUAAAUGUACUGAUGCAUUGGAGAAAUGCUCCAAAUUGACGUCCACUAAAAAUUAAGAAUUAAGGUUUUUCCUUCCCCUGUAAAGUUUGGCUGUAAAGCUAUUUUGGAAAUACAAGGUUUUUGCACGACAGUGACAUUAAAUGUGUGUGUAUUUGUGUGUUAGCAUAUGUGCAAAGGGGGCUUGAGUGUUGUAUGUUAUAUGUAUAUGUGUUGUAUAUGGAUGAAUAGAAUAUUGCUAUACUACAAACACCAUGAUUCUAAGCUUAAGGAUUCAAUUGUGAGUAGGCCUGUCACAAUAACUAUAUUAUAUUUUGUACAAUAUAUGGUUGCAACAUAUUUUUUUAUUUAUUUUUCCUGGCUAAAAACUUUUGCAUUAUCAUUAUUUUAAUAACAAAAGAUGUUCUUAAAAUGAAAAUAAUAUUGUUUAUUUUAAUUAUUGUCAAAACAAAUCUAUUGUCCGAAUAUAAAUAGUUAUCAUGACAGGCCUAAAUGUGAAUUAAAUGUGUUUUCAAACAUUGUCGGAUCUAGAUUACAUUUGUCAACUGUUCUGUCUCUUUAUUGGCUGAUUUUUAGUUUUCUGCAUGUGUGUUGAAUAAAUGUUAAUGAGCAUGAUGUCACAAUUACAGAUUGAGCAAAUUCACAGAAAAGCAAAAAAAAAAAAUGUUUAAAUAGAAAUAAAUCCAAGAUCAGUUUAGUGCCUGACAUUUGCUUCUUUAUAUUUGCAGGCUUCAUACACCGAUUAAGUCUUACAUUAUGACCACCUCCUUGUUAAUUUACCCAUCAUCCCUUUUCUCAGGCCCACUGAGCAAAUAUGAUUCUAUAAUUCUAUAACUACAGACAGUAGUCCUUUUAUUUUUCUGCAUACUUUAUUAUCCUUGUUUUACACUGUUCUUAAAUGAUCCGGACUCCACAGGACCACCACGAAGCAAGUAUUAUCAUGGUGGUGGUGCGUUAGUCUGUCUUGUGAGCAGCUUCCUGAGGGCAGCGUCCUGUAAACACUGAUGAAGGACUAGAGGUUGACUAACCUAAACUGUGCAGGAACAGAUUUAGAGCUUCUGUUUUUGACUUUACUUCUACAAAGUGAAGCAACUAAAUAGUAAAAAAUACUAAAAAGUAAUAAAAAGAAUGAACACAGGGGGGAAUACAGUGUUUAAAAACUCCAGCAGCACUGCUGCAUCUGAGCCACCUGUACAAGCACACACUAACACACCACCACCAUGCCAGAGUAAAAAGUAAAAAAGUAUGCAGAGAAACAGAAGGAAUAUAGUCGGUAAAUAUAAAACUAAAAGGGGCCUAUGUUCUCAAUGGGGCUGAAAAAAAAUAUAAUGAAUGUAGAAACAAUGAGGUAGUCAUAAUGUUAUCAGUGUAGCUCACGUGCAACGCUCUAAACUGUCACUAAACUAAUCUUGGCUCACUUGUCAUACUUUUGGUGUAUGUUGGGAUGUUUCUUCAAAUCAUCUGCUUCCUUUGAGAUUUUGCAAGAAAAAAUUAAAUACAACUGAAAAAAAAGUUUUUAUUUUUUGCAGCUCGUUAAACAUUUGUUGAACUGCAUUGUGGGUAAACCGGGUGAUACAUGGGUGAGAACUUUGGAAUUAAAAAUAUCAGUCAAUUACUUUUUUGCACUGCCUGUCAUAAUAAAAGUAAUUUUUUUUAUUGUUAUUAAAUGAUUGUUUUACAUCAUUUCAAAUAAAUCAGAUAUACCCCCCAA